GCAGCACCUCCUUGUCCUGUUCUCCAAGUGAAGUCCACGCGGAUGUCACUCGCUUUCCAUCCAUUCUGUCAGCCUCCAACCAGCACCGUCACGUCGUCCCCUCUCUCCCGACUAUUCUUUACCUUCUUCGGGGACGAAAAGAACAUCUCACUCACACUUUAACUCAUGGCUGUGGUGAGAUUUUACGGCGGUGAGGUGAAGGAGCGGAGCCUUCAGCAGGCGGUCAAGCUCUACCCCCAGCUGUCCAUCUCCACGGAGCUUUGCUACAACGUGGAGCUGACGGGAAGCGACAGUUUGAGUGCAGAACACAAGGAGGUCCUCAUCUGGUUGUUCCAACCGCCGCUACAGGCACAAACGCUCAGUGAGACGCCCAAACUAAAAGAGGGUGACGGGGCUACUCUGGUGGAGAUCGGACCUAGGCUGAACUUCUCCACUGCGUGGUCCACCAAUGCCGUCUCCAUCUGCCAGAGCGCCGGCCUUGCCAACGUCACACGGAUAGAAUUGUCACGGAGGUUCCUUAUCAAGCCAAAGGACGAUGGGGACACGACCAACUUCCAGAAAGACGUGAAGAAUCUGAUCGUCCUCCUGCAUGACAGCAUGACGGAAUGCGUCUAUGAGCGUCCCGUCGCUUCCUUCGCCGUGGACGCUCAAGCGCAGCCCGUGUAUGAGGUGGACGUCCUGAGCGGUGGGCGAGCGGCGCUGGAGAAAGCCAAUGACCAGCUGGGACUGGCCUUUGACUCCUGGGAUCUGGACUUGUACACGGCAAUGUUCCAGAAGAUCAAGCGGAACCCGACCAGCGUGGAGUGUUUCGACCUGGCCCAGUCCAACAGCGAGCACAGCCGCCACUGGUUCUUCCGAGGCCGCUUGUUCAUCAACUGGCAGGAACAGGAGGAGACGCUCUUCCGUCUCAUCAUGGACACGCAAAAGCACAGCAACGGCAACAAUGUCAUCAAGUUCUGCGACAACAGCAGUGGUAUCAAAGGCAUGGAGCUGGAGUGCUUCUACCCCAAAGAUACUUCGCGAGCCAGUCCCUAUGAAACACGCCGGUCCCUUCGACAUGUCAUCUUCACUGCUGAGACGCACAACUUCCCAACCGGCGUGGCUCCAUUUAGCGGCGCCACCACGGGCACCGGGGGCCGCAUACGAGACGUCCAGAGCGCCGGGCAGGGAGGCCACGUCAUCGCCGGCACCGCCGGAUACUGCUUUGGCAACUUGCACAUACCAGGUUACUCGCUUCCCUGGGAGCAAGAUGGCGACGGAUGGGAGUACCCCACCAGCUUCGCCCCGCCGUUACAGGUGGCCAUCGAGGCCAGCAAUGGCGCCUCGGACUACGGGAACAAGUUUGGCGAGCCGGUUCUGUCAGGAUUCGCCCGAUCCUUUGGCAUGCGGGUGCCCAGUGGGGAACGGCGAGAGUGGAUUAAGCCCAUCAUGUUCAGCGGAGGACUCGGUUCCAUUGAGGAUGCACAUGUCAAGAAAGAGCAGCCAGAGAAAGGUAUGGAAGUGGUGAAGAUUGGGGGCCCGGUGUAUCGAAUCGGCGUGGGAGGAGGAGCGGCUUCAUCUGUUCAAGUGCAAGGCGACAACUCCAGCGAUAGAGACUUGGGCGCCGUGCAGCGAGGAGACGCCGAGAUGGAACAGAAGAUGAAUCGAGCGCUGAGGGCCUGCCUGGAACGAGGCGGCGGCGGCGCCAACCCCAUCUGCAGCAUUCAUGACCAGGGAGCGGGAGGAAACGGAAAUGUUCUAAAGGAACUGAGCGAGCCUGCUGGUGCUGUCAUCUACUGCAGCCGAUUCCAGAAAGGCGACCCGACACUGAGUGUGCUGGAGUUGUGGGGAGCUGAGUAUCAGGAGAGCAACGCCCUGCUGCUACGCCCGUCAGACCGCGCCUUCUUGGAGAGGGUGUGCCAACGUGAGAAAUGCCCUGUGGACUUUGUGGGGAACAUCACCGGCGAUGGCAAGAUUGUGUUGGUGGACGACGAGGGCGCAGUCGGUAACGGGCGCCAUCCUGUGGACCUGCAGCUGGAAUGGGUGCUAGGCAAGAUGCCCCAGAAGACGUUCAGGAUGGAGCGCUUGAACCCCGUGCUUCGGCCGCUGCACCUUCCCGCUGGGCUGACGGUCAGAGACGCCCUGGAGCGAGUUCUACGCUUGCCCGCUGUGGCCUCCAAACGCUACCUGACCAAUAAGGUGGACAGGUCCGUGACGGGUUUGGUGGCCCAGCAACAGUGCGUGGGCCCCCUUCACACGCCGCUGGCAGAUGUGGCCGUGGUGGCUCUGUCGCCGCUGGGCCUGCAGGGGGCGGCGACGGCCAUUGGCGAGCAGCCCAUCAAAGCGCUGGUGAGCGCGGCGGCGGGAGCUCGCAUGGCGGUUGGCGAAGCGCUCACCAACUUGAUGUUUGCCCAAGUCACUGCGCUAAAGGAUGUGAAAUGCAGCGGGAACUGGAUGUGGGCCGCCAAGCUGCCCGGCGAGGGGGCGCUCCUUUGGGAGUCGUGCCGAGCCAUGUGUAAGGUGAUGGGGGAGCUGGGCGUGGCCAUCGACGGCGGCAAGGACUCGCUGAGUAUGGCCGCGCGCGUUGGGAAGGAGACUGUCAAAGCUCCAGGAGCUCUGGUUAUCUCGGCCUAUGCCGUGUGUCCAGACAUUAGUGCCACUGUCACGCCUGAUCUUGAGGAUCCAGAUGGCAAAGGUGUGCUGCUGUGGGUUUCUCUCAGCCCGGGCCAGCACCGUCUGGGUGGUUCGGCUCUGGCUCAAUGCUACGCUCAGCUUGGAAAUUGUUCUCCUGAUAUGGACCAGCCACAACUCCUGGCUGCCUGCUUCAACAUCACUCAGUCGCUAAUCAGCGAUGGUCUGCUGAGCGCAGGACACGACAUCAGCGACGGAGGCCUCAUUUCCUGUGUACUGGAGAUGGCGUUUGCUGGAAACCGAGGCGUGGACGUGGAUGUGCCGUCGCAGGGAGCCCCAGGAGUCUUGGAGGUGCUCUUCAGCGAAGAACUGGGUCUUCUUCUGGAGGUGUCCGAGCCCGAUGAAGAAAGCGCGCGCUGCCGAUUCCUCGAUGCCGGCGUUGCGUGUCACCGCAUCGGCAGAACCAGCGGCUUCGGUCCCGAGGCCAUGGUGACGGUGCGCGUGGACGGACAACAAGUGCUGAGGGAACCCUUGCCUGUCUUCCGAGCAUUGUGGGAGGAGACCAGCUUCCGGCUGGAGCGCCUGCAGGCCGACGAGCUCUGCGUUCAACAGGAAGAGGAGGGGCUCGCCAGGAGGACACAGCCCAGUUUUAAAGUCACCUUUGAUCCGUCUGAGAUGCCUCUUUGCAAGCAGCUUGCGGCGCAGCCUCGUGUGGCCGUGGUGAGGGAGGAAGGCAGCAACGGCGAUCGAGAAAUGUCGGCUUCUCUCUACAUGGCGGGAUUUGAGGUGUGGGACGUGACCAUGCAGGACCUGUGCUCAGCCGCCAUCACACUGGAGCCAUUCAAGGCCGUCGUGUUUGUGGGAGGCUUCAGCUACGCAGACGUGCUGGGCUCGGCCAAAGGCUGGGCCGCCACCGUAGCCUACAACGCCGCCGCCAAAGCCCAGUUCGAACGCUUCCGGCAGAGGGCUGACACGCUGAGCCUGGGCAUUUGCAACGGCUGCCAGCUGCUCGCUCUGCUGGGCUGGGUGGGAGAGAGCCAAGAUGGCGCAGCGUCCGACGUGGUUCUGACCCACAACAAGUCGGGCAGAUUCGAGUCUCGCUUUGUCACUGUGGGGAUCCAGGCGUCACCGUCCGUGUGGCUUUCCGGCAUGGAAGGCUCGGCUCUGGGUGUUUGGGUGGCUCACGGAGAAGGUUUGAUGCAGUUCCGUAAUUCCCGGGUUCUUGAUGACAUCACCUCGGGUGGCCUGGCCCCAGUCCGUUACCUGGACGACGCCGGCCAACCCACCGAAGAGUAUCCCCUGAACCCUAACGGCUCGCCGCGAGGCGUGGCAGGCCUGAGCUCCGGGGACGGCAGGCACCUGGCUAUGAUGCCCCACCCGGAGCGAUGCACACUGGGCUGGCAGUGGCCGUGGGCGCCCCGCAGCUUCAGACCACAACUCGAAACAUCGCCAUGGUUGCGCAUGUUCCGUAAUGCCGCCGCCUGGUGUAGCCACAAAUGCUGAAUGCACCUUUGUUUUUUCCCCCCCAUUGUUACUGCUGUACUUUUUCCACCUUUAGAUUUUUUUUGCCUUUAAAAUAUUUGGUUUUCAAAAAAAGAUCAACAAUUGUCCAAGUGAAAUUUGACAAA
Molecule: messenger RNA, 4238 nt
Organism: Syngnathus acus (greater pipefish)
Lineage: Eukaryota; Metazoa; Chordata; Actinopteri; Syngnathiformes; Syngnathidae
Gene: pfas
Product: phosphoribosylformylglycinamidine synthase
Exons: 26
Coding region: 166-4113 (1315 amino acids)
Biological process (GO): 'de novo' IMP biosynthetic process
Molecular function (GO): phosphoribosylformylglycinamidine synthase activity
Source: RefSeq, a predicted model, not a curated record